AUGUGUUACUAUGGCGGAUACUAUGGAGGCCUGGGCUAUGGCUAUGGUGGCCUAGGCUAUGGCUGUGGCUAUGGUGGCUAUAGUGGCUUUGGUUAUGGCUGCUGUCGCCCACUGUGGUAUAGAAGGUACUGGUCCUGUGGUUUCUACUAA
Messenger RNA from Arvicola amphibius (Eurasian water vole), 150 nucleotides. Its product is annotated as keratin-associated protein 20-2-like. NCBI's taxonomy places the organism in Eukaryota, Metazoa, Chordata, Mammalia, Rodentia, Cricetidae. The transcript has a single exon. The record is from RefSeq and is a predicted model, not a curated record. Bases 1 to 150 code for a protein of 49 amino acids.